Molecule: messenger RNA, 1896 nt
Organism: Lodderomyces margitis
Lineage: Eukaryota; Fungi; Ascomycota; Pichiomycetes; Serinales; Debaryomycetaceae
Gene: GUT1
Product: glycerol kinase
Exons: 1
Coding region: 1-1896 (631 amino acids)
Biological process (GO): glycerol metabolic process; glycerol-3-phosphate biosynthetic process; triglyceride metabolic process
Cellular component (GO): mitochondrion
Molecular function (GO): glycerol kinase activity
Source: RefSeq, a predicted model, not a curated record
AUGCCACGUCGUAAUAGCAACUUUCCAUCCACUCCAUUAAUUGCCACCAUUGACAUUGGUACAACUUCAGCAAGAGCAAUUUUGUUUUCACAAGAAGGGCAAGAGAUUGCUAAACACCAAAUAGAAUAUUCAACAACUGCAUCAGAAGCACCAGAACAUUCGCAAAACACCGAUCAAUUCAGAAGAAGAUCGUCUUUGCUAAGACACGAUGAACCGAUUUUUUCAGCUGAAGGUAUUGCCAUUUCAAUUACCGACAAUGUUGAAAUUGAAAAUAAUAAAUCAUCAGUGGGGCCCACUUUGAGAUUCCCCCAACCUGGUUGGGUUGAAUGUAUGCCGGUUCACAUUUUGGCCAAUGCUGUUCAAUGUUUGGUUGCUUGUUUGAUUACGUUGAGAAAGAUUAACCAAAACCCCAAUUUAAAGGUCAAAUACAAGGUUAAAUGUAUUGGUAUUGCCAAUAUGAGGGAAACCACUAUUGUCUGGUCGAGGAAAACUGGUAAGCCUUUGAGUGGGGGUAUUACUUGGACUGACACGAGAACAGCCGAAAUUGUACAACAUUUGGAAAAAAUGAUUGACGAAGAUAGAAAAGCUGAGUUAAAGGAAAAGACUGGAUUGCCGUUAUCUACGUAUUUUUCAGCAGCAAAAUUGAGAUGGUUGUUGGAUAAUGACGAUGUUAUUAGAGACGAGUAUGAAAAGGGCGAUGGUAAUUUGAUGUUUGGUACUGUUGACACUUGGUUGAUUUACAACUUGACCAAGGAAAAAUCAUUUGUUACUGACAUUACCAAUGCAUCAAGAACUUAUUUUAUGGAUUUAGAAACUCACGAUUAUGACGAUGAUUUAUUAGAUUUUUGGGGAAUUGACCCAACAAGAAUUAGAUUACCCAAGAUUGUUUCAUCAUCGGAAUAUUAUGGUGCAUUUACCGCACCAAAUUUGUCUAAUUUAGGAUUCCACAAUAAAAUCACUCAAGAAGCUUACGAUAUUUUGAAGACAAUUACUGGUGUUCCAAUUUGUGGUUGUUUGGGUGAUCAAAGUGCCUCAUUGGUAGGGCAGUUGGCAUUAAAACCUGGUUCAGCUAAAUGUACGUAUGGUACUGGUUGUUUCUUAUUAUACAACACUGGUCCACGCAAAUUGAUUAGCUCUCAUGGUGCAUUGACUACAUUUGGAUUUUGGUUUCCUUCGCUUGGAGGUGAUGAUGGUAAGCCGCAUUAUGCAUUAGAAGGAUCAAUUGCAGUGGCUGGGUCCAUCAUCCAGUGGUUGAGAGAUAACUUGAAGAUGAUUAGUAAUGCCCAAGAUAUCGGACCUUUGGCAUCACAGGUGGAAAACUCGGGUGGGGUUGUGUUCAUUCCUGCAUUUAGUGGAUUAUAUGCACCAUACUGGGAUAGAGGUGCCAGAGGUACAAUUUUUGGUAUGACUCAAUAUACCUCAGCCUCGCAUAUAGCACGAGCAGCCUUGGAAGGUGUUUGUUACCAAGUACGAGCCAUUUUGAAAGCAAUGGGUAGUGAUGCUGGAUCUUCGGAACAUUUUAUGGAAGAAGCACGUACAUCACAGGAUGAUAAGCAACCAUUGUCGCAUUUGGCGACUGAUGGAGGUAUGUCGAAAGCAGAUGAAGUGUUGCAAAUCCAAGCUGAUAUUUUGGGACCAUGUGUGACUGUUAAACGAGCCAAAAUUUCUGAAUGUACUGCUUUAGGAGCAGCUAUUGCUGCUGGAGUAUCGUUCAAGAAUGAAGAAGAUCGUAUAUGGAAAAAUUUUGAUGAUGUUGUAGAAAAGAUUACCGGUCAUUCCGACGAUGCCGCCAAUACAUUUAUUGCAGAAAUGCCUGAUGCAGAAAGAAGAAAGAAUUGGAAACGUUGGGAAAAGGCCAUUGACAGAGCCAAAGGAUGGUUGGAUGAAGAUGACUAG